Botrytis byssoidea is the source of this 1233-nucleotide messenger RNA. RefSeq lists its product as uncharacterized. The coding region runs from base 1 to 1233 and encodes 410 amino acids. The transcript has a single exon. Lineage: Eukaryota; Fungi; Ascomycota; Leotiomycetes; Helotiales; Sclerotiniaceae. The record is from RefSeq and is a predicted model, not a curated record.
AUGUUGUUAUCAACCCUCAUAAGCGCGACUAGCCUUGCAGUCCUCGUUGGGCCAAGUCAGGCAGUUGCUUCCCAUGAUUCAUUAUCUUCCAAUCAAGCUUCGGUCGAAUUUUCCGAAGAGAAUCAAAUCCUUUUUGGUCAUUAUCAAACCAUAACUCACCUUUUGAGCAAUCUUCAUGGAAGAAUCGGCAUUAAUGAUGACGCCACAACAAACUUUCAACUUGGUAGACAAGAGUCACAUGAUAUCGACCCUAAGGACCUCAAACUCGUACCAGUACAUGAUCUCGACCAAUAUAACGAGGCCGAUUGGGUAAGAAUCAAUGAACAAGAGAUCGUUUUGCAGUGUGGGAGUGUCAAUACUAUGAAUACUGGAGAAGAUUGGGCCCUUAUGCAACGCUGCACCAAUGAAGAAGUUGCUAUUCGUCGAUUGAUGGCCACCUUCAAUGAUGAAGGUCAUGAAUUUGUUGUGUCAAUCCCUGUCCUUAAAAAUGCAUCUACAACCCGCGAAGGCACCUACCGAUGCAUCAAAGAUUCUUGUCCAAAAGGUCCAUUGGCACUUGCGACUCCUACCUCCGCAGCAAUAAUUUCAAACCGCGGAGUUGCUGCAUCACCCAUUCGUGAUAUUUUCGGACAGCCGACUGUAAAAGAGUGUGGUAGUGGUCUCCAAAACCCGACUGAGACUGCAUCACAGACUAGCGACCAUCCCCAGGCGCAGAUUACACCACAAGCUGAUAGCGUCAAAAAAUCGACAACUCUUAUGACCAUGACACGUGCUUCGAAUUUAGGAGAUUUAUCUCCAAAAUCUCCAACCGAAAACGAAGUUAUCUACGCACCAACCAAACAACUUCCAGAGCCUGAAGACCUACCAGCUGGCCGUUGGCUGGCCAAAAGAAAAGAAGAUCCGUACAUCACCCUUCCGAGACCCGAGUGCGUUCCUCCACCAGAUGAUUUCACCUUGUCGGGAAAGAUCAAAACCGUCAGCCGCAAUGCACGCAAGACUAGAUAUACCACUUAUGAAUACUGGGGUUAUACUUCGACUGCAAUUAUCCCCCCUGAUCCUAAUCGCCCGCCACCACUGCCAUCUGUUAUUUAUCCAACUUGGGUAACAAAUUCAUUUUUCCAAACAUGGUCUUGCCGCAAAGUUUGGAUGCAAUAUUUCAACAUGGAUUAUGUUCGGAAGAGGGAUAUUGUAGAGAGAGUUUUGGGGGACUUGCAAGUUGCUGCUCGUAAGUAA